Menidia menidia (Atlantic silverside) is the source of this 1608-nucleotide messenger RNA. The record is from the annotation of a GenBank genome assembly. NCBI's taxonomy places the organism in Eukaryota, Metazoa, Chordata, Actinopteri, Atheriniformes, Atherinopsidae.
UUGAGCGCAUGCGCGGUGCCUUUUCAAUGAGGCUAGCUGUUAGCAGUGCAAAAUACGUGGCAGCAAGCUUUCGACAUGGAGGUAGCUGCUCUUUUUGCCUUAACUUUAUUGCUGGGUGCACUGGUUAUUCUGGUUGCACUAGCGGUGGGCAGACGGAAAGAUGAAAUAAGAGAAGAAACGGAACAAGCAGCAGAGAGUGCAGCUGAAGCCAGUGUUGCUAAGGGCCCGACUUCCAAGAAGCAGAAGCAGGAAAAGCAGCGCAUCCGGAAGGACAAACCGGCACAGCACAGCUUCAGCCAUCCGCUGCUGGCAGCCUCUCUGAAGGGCCACAGUGGGAAGGUGACGUGCAUGGAUUUCAGCAGUAACGGGAAAUACCUGGCCUCCUGCGCCGACGACCGCACCGUCCGGAUCUGGAGCACCAAAGACUUCCUGGAGCGGGAACACAAGUGUCUGCGAGCCAAUGUGGAGCUGGACCACGCCACGCUGGUCCGCUUCAGCCCAGACUCCAGGGCCUUUAUCACCUGGCUGGCCAACGGAGACAGUAUCCGAAUCUUCAAAAUGAUCAAGAAGGAGGAUGGCACGUUUAACUUUAAAGCUGCUCCCGAGGAUUUUCCACAGAGACAUAAAGCCGCUAUACUCAACAUUGGUAUAGCCGAGACAGGAAAGUUCAUCAUGAGUGCAUCCACAGACACCACCAUCCUCAUCUGGGACCUGAAAGGAGAGGUUCUGGCCUCGAUCAACACUAAUCAAAUGACCAAUUCUUACGCCGCGGUCUCCCCGUGUGGAAGGUUUGUGGCAUCCUGUGGCUUCACUCCCGACGUCAAGGUGUGGGAAGUUUGCUUUGGAAAGGGAGGAGAGUUCAAAGAAGUGGCGCGAGCAUUUGACCUGAAGGGCCACUCCGCCGGAGUCCAUUCAUUCGCCUUUUCCAAUGAUUCUCACAGAAUGGUGACCGUCUCAAAAGACGGGACGUGGAAGCUGUGGAACACAGACGUGGAGUACAAGAAGCAGCAGGAUCCCUACCUCCUGAAGACGGUGCCCUGCUCCUCCUCAGAGGGCAGCCGGGUGGCCCUGUCCCCGGACGGCCGCGUGGUGGCCGUCACCGACGGCCGCAGCGUGGCGCUGUUCGACGCGGCCAGCGGGCAGCUGGAGGAGGAGCUGCGCGGCGUCCACAGCGAGGAGGUCAGCGGCCUCAGCUUCGACGUGAACGGCCGAUUCCUGGCCUGCUGCGGGGACAAGGCCAUCCGCGUGUUCCACAACGCGCCGGGCUACCGGGCGGCCAUCAGAGACAUGCAGGACAUGCUGAGGAAGGCCCAGAACGAGGCCAUGAAGCAGAGACUGCAGCAGCAGAUCACAGAGGCUCAGAGCGCCCUGGACGCCGUGCUGGCCGCCCCCGCCGACUGAACGACCCCCCGAGGGUCCACACUGUGAGAGUUACGGCCGGGGGCCGCCUGGCCAGGGACUAAUGAAAUUUGCAUGCCGUUUUAAUAAAGAAUAUCUUUUUAUGGAAAUAUUCAAUUUAUUGUGUCCAUCUCUGUUUAAAAUGUGUUUUGAUUAUUUAUUAUUAACCCCAGUGUUUCUCAACAGGAUAAAUCACUAGGUAGAAAAAGG